Molecule: messenger RNA, 2294 nt
Organism: Exaiptasia diaphana
Lineage: Eukaryota; Metazoa; Cnidaria; Anthozoa; Actiniaria; Aiptasiidae
Exons: 3
Coding region: 63-2066 (667 amino acids)
Molecular function (GO): oligosaccharide binding; hydrolase activity
Source: RefSeq, a predicted model, not a curated record
UUUAUUUCUAGAUAACUGCGAAGGAAACGAUUGUUCUUAGGAAGUUUCGCUUUCAUCUCAAAAUGCGUCUAGUAAAAAAGGAUCAAUUGUUCUUUUUGGUUUUGCUUUUCAAAGUCUUCUCUUUCGAAGCAAAUGUUUUUGGCUAUGACGAAGUUCUAACUGCCCAAUCCAACAUUAAUUCUCUGUACAAAGUUGUAAGCAGUAAAAGUUUGACCCUCAAAAUGAGGUUGAUGCAGACGAAAGAGAAAAUUGCCAAAACAAACCAGGAGCUUGGUAUAUUGAAGAAAAUACAGCACCUGCUUGAAGAGAUUAACAAGGGUAAACCGUGUGAACACGAGUAUGUUUUACUGGAUUACCGCUACAAACAAACCAUUGAAAUAAAAGCCCGAUCAGAACUACAAGCUCAUUUCACUAUCAAACUCAAAGUUGACCACAAAACUUUGGUAGAUCAGAAACAAUCGCAAAUGAACGGUCACGAUCUUCGUGUAUUCUACCUGCCAAAAAAAGGUUCCCUGCCUGUGGAAAUUGAUCGAUUCAUCUCCAAACCUAACACAAAAAACACGACUGUGCACUUUCGUACCCAGAAACCUAUUCCUGCUGGUAGCUCCGAUCGAAAGUCCUACGUCCUCGUAUUUGGAGGUAAACACAAUGACCUUGCAAAAGCUGAUCCAAAAAAGAUUUUUGCCUUUUACGACAAUUUUGAAAGUCGCUCAUUGGAUGGAUGGAAGCAAAACUGGGGCGACUGGAGCGUUAAAMACGGGAAAUUAUACGGCAAGACAGGGAAAUCAUCACAUGGAWACGGAGAAGUUGGUUUGUACAUCAAAGAAGGACAACAAUGGAAGGACGUUGAAGUUGAGCUUGAUUUCAUGGAAACAGGUGCCAAUACAGUUUACCCAGGAUCCUUUCUAAGAAUCAUGAAUCCAAGCCUUAAACAAACUACAGCCUGGUGGUUUGAAUAUUACACGGACCRCAAAGMAUGUACAAUGAGACCUUUCCAAAGCAAUAAAGAUGGUGGCUGGAAAUACAGAUGCAACUUACCUGAAAAACUCCUCAAAAACAAAUGGUACCACUUCAAGUAUCGCGUUGARGGUAACAAGAUAAAGCAGUGGGCUAACGGAAAACUGAUACAGGACGYAGCUGUWGAUAAACAGUGGAUGAUUCCCAGGGGGACUGUAGGGUUAGGRUGUCAUUCUAUAUACUCAGGCAGCCCAACAGGAUGCAAGUCAUAUUACGACAACAUUAAAGUCACUCUUCUGRCCAAGGUCAUCCCGAAAGUCUCCACAGGACAAAUAUGCAACAUAGUUAAAAAUGUUCGACUUGGAACAAAAGAAAAUCCGGCCAGUUCCUGCAGACAAAUCUACGAAGAAAAAGUCGCCGCAGGAAAAGCGAGACAGAACAGAAUUUACUGGAUAAAGACUUCUGACAAAGGCAACGCCGUGCAGACCUUUUGUGACAUGAAAAUGGGUGGAUGGACUCUCGUCGGUAAAAUAAGUGGCCAGGCAGGGAACAUCUACAAAUCAUGGCUGGUGAAAAACGUGAAUGWGGAAGUUCUCAAAUCCCCAAAACUACCCAACAAGAACGUAAAAUACGGAUGUCUYGACUCACGACUUCUUGCUGUGAAACAUUCCUCAGUGAUCAUGUUUUCGAGCGGAGAGAAUGMUUUGGGUGUUGGAGCAAAAUGGGUCCAAUGGAAGUUACCGCCUGGUAGRGAGAUCGGUACAUGGUGGAAUCACGCCGUGGGCUAUAAAAAAGUUAAAUCAGCGACGGCAAGGGCCGUUAAAGUGAGGGCUUGGAAUGGAAAGCGUAAGACAUGCUACCAGAACAAGUAUGGGAUAAUGCCAUUUCAAAGCCAUGGGGGRUCAUAUCCUUAUGCUUCAYUCAACAAGCAGGGAAAUACAGRKGUGAAAGACUACUGCAUGGGGGUGGGAGUACUGAGGAAAGGCUCCAAAGCAGACGGCUGGUCCAACACUGGUCCCAAUGGCUAUGAUUCCCCUCAGAGUAAUAGUGAUUGGCCAAAUGGUUCCUACAAUCACCAAAAGCCAUACUUGCUUGUAUGGCUUAAGUAAAGGACAACUACAUAGCAUAAAAACUGGUUAGGCAUAGAUUAAAGACUCACGUGCAUCCAAGAACCUUUGCGGGAUUUUCUCAGAUCUUCAUCUUUGAACCAAUCCUCAGGUAUCUUUCAACAAGAGAAACGACCGCAAAGGUUCAUGGAUGCAAGUGAGCCUUUUACCCUUUAUGCAUUCCUAAAUAUCAAGAUUUGUAUCAACGAAUAAAGCACAUAAUAAGCUGUA